AUGGCUUGGCCUCGACAAAACCUACAAGCGUUGGCAUACCCUCUCCCGAAACCUGCCAGAGACGUCCACUAUCCCAACCUGCACCGCAACCACAUCCGUCGCCUUCGCACUCACUCCGACAACGCAGCAUGGAAGCAAGACAAAACUAUCGCCGUCCUCCUCGACAAAGAUCUCGAACGACCGGGCGAUCUCGGCUGGUCACUUGACUAUGCGACAGCAUGGUGCUACCGUCACCUCGUCUCCAAUCAACCCGACAUCACCGACACAAUCGACCACAUCCGCGAACUCGAUCACAUCAGUCCGAAGACACCAUACUACAUUUUCAACCACCUCGACCGCGUCCUCUUUGGUGGGAAACUCAAGUUCAUGGUCUAUCUCCGCUGGAAAGCUCUAGCAUCUUGCACGACCGGCAUGACUUCCGCGCCCAACAUUUCUGGCGUCCCGAGGAUAUGCAUCGAUCUCAACCGCACGCCGUUCGAAAACCACGAGCCUCACAUUGAUGACCUCCUCGAAGCAUUGAUCCACCAAAUGAUCCACGCAUACUUCCUCGUCACCUGCGGAUCCCAAAAGAAAUCCGAAACCCCCGACGGCCGGCUGGCAGAUGGGAAACACUUCGGCGUCCUCCUGCUGACCAUCAAAGACAUCACCAAAUCCUGCGCCGACGGUGUGCUGGACCUCAUUUUCCACGCUCACAAACGUCGACAAGUCGAAGGUCCCUUACCCCUCCGCCCUGUCCGCUCACCCUCGUCCCGCGCAUCGUACAUCGCUCUCCACCCCUCAUCCACGUCCGAGACCGGUCCCGCGGCUACGCCCGGUCAUACAAACUGCAUGGCCUCCAACGCCCACAUCAUCUACGCGGCUCUCAAGUCCUGGCAAGUGACCGACUACUCCGUCGCGCUGGACCUCGGUCUCACCUCUCUCCGCGGCGACGAAGUCUACGACUUGAGCACAGACGGCUCACUCGUCAAACAUUCCCGUCUCUCCGCCCCUCCCAGUAACACGUACGUCGAAUUCCUCUGGGACGAAAAGAGAAUCAUGCUCCCUCGGGAGAAAUGUCUCCGCUUCCCCAGCCUCGUCAAACCGAUCAAGAAAAUGGGCCUAUACCAACUCCAAAUCGAGGGCAAAUGUUCGUUCGACACGUUCAAGGCGAUUUACGACUUUGUGCAAAAGGGCGAGUGUCUACCCACCCUCCUCUCCGAAGUCGCCGGCACAUCUUCGACUUCCGCGGACAGUGGCCCACCAGUCUGGAACGUCGACCCCAAAGACAACGACUCGGAAACCCAAUCCAUCCUCGCGGCCAUCAAGACCUUCAAAGUCGCCGAGACGACGAAAUUCACCGAACUGAUGGCGUACAUGAUCAAGAAGUUGUGGAGCAUGAAGUCCACCUCCGACGACCCCAUCGCUGCUCUCCGCGAACUCUACAACGACGAAGGGAAAGAGCGGGAAUUCGUCGUCAACGGCGAGUUGGGUCGGUGGGCGAGGAAGUUCCUCGUGAGGAAGAGCUCUUCAUCUCGCGAUCGUCAUCGUCAUCAUCAUCGGUACGCGAGGGACGGUGUUUCGAAUUAUGCGCUCAUGGCGAUGUGUCGUCCCACAGAACUGAAGGGCUUCUUUAACCGGAAUGCGGCUUUCAAAGAGGAUGUUCUUAUUGCGGAGAAUGAAUUACGUCUCGAUCAGGCGCAUGCGAGAGGCUUGGUGGCGGAGGGGAGUAGUUCGAGUUUGUCGAGUUUGGGAUCGUCGGGGUAUUCUUCUUCUUCUUCUUCUUCGUCGAGGGGAGAUGGCAGACUGGGAUUGGAAGAUGAAUGGAGUCGGUUGCGGUUGGAUGAUGUGAGGGCGAGAUUGGCGCUUGAAAGCGGACGCGGCGGACUGGGGUUCCCGACGAGUGUGGCGGUGAAUUUGUUAUCGCCUAGGAUCGGAGGGUCGCCGAUUGGUGGGAGGGCGGGUGGGUUUGGGGGAGUGUUGGACGAUGCGUAUGCGCAGCAGCGGGCGAUCAAGAGGGAGAGGGAGAGGGAGCGUUUUGUGUUUGAUGGUGGGAAAGGAGGUUGGAGGGAUGAGGUGGGAGAGGAGUGGAGGUUGGGAGACUUGUUUGGUGAUGGGGUUUUGGGGUGGGAGAGGGACAGGGAGAGGGAGAUGGUGUUUGGCGAUAUGUGA
This is a messenger RNA of Zymoseptoria tritici IPO323, 2148 nucleotides long. RefSeq lists its product as uncharacterized. The transcript has a single exon. NCBI's taxonomy places the organism in Eukaryota, Fungi, Ascomycota, Dothideomycetes, Mycosphaerellales, Mycosphaerellaceae. The coding region runs from base 1 to 2148 and encodes 715 amino acids. The record is from RefSeq and is a predicted model, not a curated record.